CUGUUUUCAGACAGCGGGGAAACAUUUCUUCGCAUUUUAAAAGACUGUGGACAGUGGAGGAAAGUUUAAAUCCCUGCGCUGCCCGGGGGAAAGGUGAGACGGGUGCGACUCUCAUUUCUCUGAUUUCUCUGUUUGUAAAUGACAACAGGCUACAGUGUGGUUUUGAUUAAAAAUAACACACCCAGUAGGAUUUUAACUGCGUUUGUAGUUGUGCUGUUUCGCCGUCCUGCACUGAACUCUGUUAGCAGCAUGUCAGACAAGUGUUGCGCCGAGUAACCAGUUCAUCCAGCUCAGCGGGGAGUAUCGACUGCUGCUUGAUUGACUUCCAGGUAAACCGCUGACCAGGUUUACUGUCGCUUAUCAAAGCCACAUCUGUAGACCCCCGUUUAACAAUAAUAAUGGCUGGCAUGAGCAAUGUCCACAUGAAAACCCUGGAGGACCUCACUCUGGACUCGGGCUACGGGGCGGGAGACUCCUGCAAAUCCCUCAGCCUGUCCUCCUCCAAGUCCAACUCCCAGGCCUUCAUGACGGCCCCUCACCGGGGCAACUGGUGGUACUACUCCGGCUCCAUGAACAGCAGGAACAACAGCUGGGACACGGUCAAUACUGUCCUCCCUGAAGACCCGGAGGACAUCUUCUCCAAGUGUCCCCGCUUACCAGAGUUAGAAGAGUUUCCCUGGACCGAAGAGGAGGUGGCCAGGAUACUGCGUAAAGUGGCCGAGAGCGGGUGCUCAAAAGGGGGACCUCCACCUGUGUUCUCUGCGGAGGCCGUGAGGCGGCUGUCCGCCCUCCUCCGCAGGUCUCUGAUCCGCAUCUCCAGAGAGGCUCAGCGGCUGAGCGUCAUGCACUGCCGCUGCACCCGCUUCGAGGUGCAGAGUGCCAUGAGGCUGGUGCUCAGCUGGGCCCUGGCCGAUCACUGCGUCUCUGCCACGGUCAAGGCUAUCUCCAUGUACAGUAUGAGCGCCGGGGAGCUGCUGAGGAAGGGCAAGUCCGCCCGCUGCGGCCUCUCCUUCUCCGUGGGACGUUUCUUCCGCUGGAUGGUGGACACACGCAUCUCCGUGCGCAUCCAUGAGUAUGCUGCUAUAUGCUUGACUGCAUGCAUGGAAGCUCUGGUGGAGGAGAUAGGAGCCCGGGUGCUGAUGGCCGAAAGGGGUCAUUUGGGGCCGGAUUCGGGGUCAGCAUACGCCCCAGUGAGUGCAGAGGCCCUGGAAGGGGUGGUGAACAAUGAUGCGGAGCUGUGGGGGGUCCUGCAGCACUAUGAGCACCUGAUCUGCGGGAAGAACGCCAGUGGAGUUUUGUCUCUCCCGGCGCAUUUCAGUCCCUACACAGAGAACCAGCAGACGUCUGUGGACUGCAGGGAGGAUGCCUAUGCCCAGCUGGAGCUGAGGACGCUGGAACAGUCCCUGCUGGCUACCUGUGUGGGCAGCAUCUCAGAACUCAGUGACUUGGUGUCCCGCGCAAUGCACCAUAUGCAACGCCUGAGCUCAGUGCGCCCGGGGCUGAGCCCAGCUCGCCACGCCCGUCCCCAACAGCCCGUGUCCUGGUCGCCUGAUGCCCUCCACACCCUUUACUACUUCCUGCGCUGCCCCCAAAUGGAGUCCAUGGAGAAUCCCAACUUAGAUCCCCCACGCAUGGCACUUAGUAAAGAGAGGCCAUUCCUGUUGCUGCCGCCUCUGAUGGAGUGGAUGAGAGUGGCCAUAGUUCACGCUGAGCAUCGCAAGAGCCUAUUGGUGGACAGUGAUGAUGUCAGACAGACUGCCAGACUUCUCCUUCCAGGACUGGACUGUGAACCAAGACAGCUGAAGCCCGAGUGUUGCUUUAGCUCCUUCAAACGCCUGGAUUCCAAAGCUGCCACAGACAAGUUCCACCUCGACUUGGGUUUUCGGAUGCUCAACUGUGGACGCACAGAUCUCAUUGGUCAAGCCAUCGAUCUGCUGGGGCCAGACGGGGUCAACAGCAUGGAUGACCAGGGGAUGACCCCUCUGAUGUAUGCCUGCGCAGCUGGAGAUGAGGCCCUCGUCCAGAUGUUGAUAGAUGCCGGGGCAAACCUUGACGUGGCGGUUCCACCAUGCUCCCCAAAGCACCCCUCUGUGCAUCCCGAUAGUCGACACUGGGCAGCCCUCACCUUUGCUGUGCUGCAUGGACACAUCUCUGUAGUGCAGCUCCUGUUGGAUGCAGGGGCCAAUGUGGAGGGGGCCGCAGUCCGCAAUGGGCAGGAAAGCACGGCAGACACUCCAUUGCAGCUGGCUUCAGCAGCAGGCAACUAUGAGAUGGUGAGUUUGCUCCUGGCACGAGGUGCUGACCCCUUAUCAAAGACCCACGAUGGAAAUGCCCUUACAUCAUCCCUAUAUGAGGACAUGAACUGCUUCAGUCAUGCUGCAGCACAUGGACACAGGAACGUGCUGAGAAAGCUCCUGACUCAGCCCCAGCAAGUCAAAGAGGAUGUCCUGUCUCUGGAGGAGAUCUUAGCUGAGGGGGUGGAGGGUGAGGAGGCUGGGAUCUGCCCUUUCCUCCCUCUCUCCCCCAUCUCUAACCCUUCCUCUGGCCCUGGGGCCCUGCCCGAGGGGGGCAUACCCAGGCUCUGUAAGGCCAGGAUGAAAGCUCUGCAAGAGGCCAGUUACUACAGCGCAGAACAUGGCUACCUGGACGUCACCAUGGAGCUACGAGCUAUGGGUGUACCAUGGAAACUGCACGUGUGGCUUGAAUCCCUGCGUUGUGCCCAGCAGCAGUCCAGGGCAGGAGUCACUCUCUCCCUCCUCAGAGAGUUCACCACCAUCAGAGAAGAGGACUACUGUGAGGAGUUGGUCACCAUAGGCCUGCCCCUUAUGUUCAGUAUCUUGCGUACCACCAAGAAUGAUGCCAUUGUACAGCAGUUGGGGACUAUUUUUAGUCACUGUUUUGGCCCAGCACCCCUUCCAGUUGUCCCUGAGAUGAGGGCAACUCUCUCAGCACAGUUGGACCCUCACUUUCUGAAUAACCAGGAGAUGUCAGAUGUGACAUUUGUGGUGGAAGGGAAACCGUUCUACGGCCACAGAGUCCUGCUGAUUACAGCUUCUGACAGAUUCAAGUCUUUACUGGCAAAUUCUGGAUCAGAUGGAAGCCCCAACAAGGAGAUUGAGAUCAGUGAUGUCAAGUACAACAUUUUUCAGAUGAUGAUGUCAUACCUGUACUGUGGAGGAACGGAGUCACUGAAAACUAAUGUGUCUGACCUGUUGGAGUUGUUGUCAGCUGCUAGUCUGUUCCAGCUGGGGGCGUUACAAAGACACUGUGAACUUAUCUGUUCUCAGCACAUCAACCUGGAUAAUGCAGUCAGCAUCUACAAGACAGCUAAGGUCCAUGGUUCGGUGGAGCUGAGCUCAUUCUGUGAAGGCUACUUCUUGCAGCAGAUGCCUGCUCUGCUGGAGAGAGAGGGUUUCAGGAGCCUGCUUUUGGGACCCCCUGCGGUCCGACAAGGGAGCAACUCCACUUCUACGCUGGUCCACAGCCGGGGAGACUCACCUCUGGUGGAGCUAGAGGCCACCCUAGCACAACGACUACGCUCUCACUACGUCUCCUCCCGAGUCUGAGGACAACAGGACAGAUG
Molecule: messenger RNA, 3583 nt
Organism: Thunnus maccoyii (southern bluefin tuna)
Lineage: Eukaryota; Metazoa; Chordata; Actinopteri; Scombriformes; Scombridae
Gene: abtb2b
Product: ankyrin repeat and BTB (POZ) domain containing 2b
Exons: 17
Coding region: 399-3566 (1055 amino acids)
Molecular function (GO): protein heterodimerization activity
Source: RefSeq, a predicted model, not a curated record